AGAUACGCACGUAAUUUAAACAGCACGCUAUCCCGCUUCGGAUCUUAGCGCUUCCGCUUUCCGAUUGAUAGUCGAGUUAGUUUGGACGUUCGUACUUAUCUCUGCUCACCAUUUGACUAUCCGCUACAUAUUCCUAGGGACGGUCAGUGUAUAUAAAGAGCUCUGUUUGGAAGCAGAGAGAUGAAGGUAGUCCAUACCUCAUAGUCAAGAGAGAAACGCAUCGAGAAAGGAGAUCAAUUUCAAGCCCAAGUGCAGACCUCACGGGUACCGAGCUUAUCUCGGCACAAGACAAGACUCCACUCACAUACUCAUUGAUGCCUCCCAUGAACAUAUGAACAUAUGAACAUAUGAACAUCCAUACACCACAACUACUUCCAUGACGCCCAAACGAGUGAGAACAGUUGAAGGCUCAUGCUGGGCCUGCAAAGAUCGUCGCGUUAUAUGCGACUUGCAACGACCGCAAUGCUCGCGCUGUCUCGCCGAAGAUCAGGUCUGCGAGUACGGCAAGUUGCGGUUGAGAUGGUGUAAUGGUGUCGCUGCUAGGGGUCGUUUUGCAGUCGCAAAGAGAUAAAUAUCAGAAAUCUGAGAAUUGGCAGGUGUCGCCGUCACCGUCAUCGUUGUCGUCGCCUUCGUGGUCAUUUUCGGAGUCAUCUCCGCUGUUGUUGACGCGAGAACCAAGUCUGGAGGUUGUGAGGGCUGGUAAUGAAGAGGAUGAAGAGAUCCCUCCGUCGUCGCCAGAGUACAGCAAUGCUUGUCAUAUUACAGCCAUGCCGCCACUUAUAACAACCGAUCAGUCAAUGCUCUACUUUGAGCACAUUGUGGUUGACCGCUUCAAUUUGUCGACAGAACCGGUUCUGGUAGAUCUGGCUUCGGUAUACAAGUAUCCCGCUCUUCUAUAUUCAGUCACUGCGGUUGCCAACGCCCAUCAACACCUUUCCUACUGUCCCGGACGUCGUGAUGCAUUUCUAUCCAAGAGGACAGCGCGGCUGAAGGCGAUUUACAAUUUUCGGACACAAUUAGAAAGUCCAACCCAAAAUCACCAACAUCAAGUCCGAAUAUCACGUCGUUACCUCCCUUUAGAUCUGUUCAUUGCCAAUGUUCUUCUCUGCAUUCUCGACGGUGUGAUUGAUCCCAACGAUGAGGAUGCCGCCUCCCAAGUCCAUUACCGCGGCGGACGUGCCAUUCUGAGUCAAUGGAAAUUGCAACGACAGCUUCUGCAACGACAGAAACGAGGUCUUCCGGCUUUGAUGUUGUCGUGUUUCGCGACCAUGGAUUUGACGUAUUCACUUCUCAGUGGUGAGGAGCAGUAUUUCCGCGAUACUACCUGGGCUCAUUUCGCUGGUAGUGAUGGUUGGUGGGGUGUACUUGAGCCGUGUGAUCCAUUCCUGGACAUCAUGCGGAUACUCUCCCGUCUGGCUCAGAUGGGACAUGCUGUGCAUAGCAGCGGGGACAGUUCUCUCUUCACCGACGAGUUAGACGCUCUUUCCAUGACCUUAUGUGGCCAUACUCCAACCGCGGAUGGACCAGAUCUUCUGUCUCUGGUACAAGAUGAAUUCUUCAAAACAUCUCAAAACACACAAGCUCCCCUCGCACCUCACCUUUUAGCUCCUAUGUACUCAACCGAACCCCAACUUGAUCACGAUCAAUCCUGGACCGUCUUCUGCAACGGCUACCGUCUAGCAGGAUUGAUAUAUAUAUACCGCGUCUUCCACGGACUCGACACAUCACACCCUUUAGUUCAACAAGCCACUUCCUACGGCUUAAGGGCAAUUUGCGAACCACGUCUAAGGGGGAAACUCGCGCAUUGUCUUCUCUUCCCAGCACUCGUGAUCGGAGCUCAUUGUCGAACAGAACCACAGCAAAAGGCAAGUCUAACUGCGAUGCGUUCAACGGCUGCAUUUUUGAACUUUGGCUCCAUGAGGGUGAUGGAGAAUUUCUUGAAAGGGCUGUGGGCGCGAUAUUUAUCCUCCUCCUCGUCUGAGUCUGAGUCGUGGUGGGAAUGUUUUAAACCCAUAUCGGAAAGGGCAUUUCUUUUCUAGACCUUUUUCUUUUCCUCUCUCUUUUCGGGUAGUGCGGGCUUUCUUUCGGGGUAUAUCCUUCUUACGAGGCGUUGGUGAUUGGGUAUGACGACCUGCUCAACUCCGCAGGUUGAUCAUGUUGGGAGUUUGGAUGAAUUGUUUCUGAUUCUUUUCUUUUUUGAAUGUGUUUAUAUAUUUAAGGAUUUAGUUCUUAUGAUUAAUGAUAGCGAAUAAUUUUCUAAUUC
Talaromyces stipitatus ATCC 10500 is the source of this 2263-nucleotide messenger RNA. RefSeq lists its product as uncharacterized. Gene Ontology annotation, biological process: positive regulation of transcription by RNA polymerase II. The record is from RefSeq and is a predicted model, not a curated record. The transcript is spliced from 2 exons. Gene Ontology annotation, molecular function: transcription cis-regulatory region binding; DNA-binding transcription factor activity. Gene Ontology annotation, cellular component: nucleus. NCBI's taxonomy places the organism in Eukaryota, Fungi, Ascomycota, Eurotiomycetes, Eurotiales, Trichocomaceae. The coding region runs from base 528 to 2039 and encodes 503 amino acids.